AUUGUCAAGAUGUUAAUCUGCUCGUGCAUAGAUACAGUAUGUUGUGCGUGCAGGCGUUGCGAUUGAAUUUAUUUAUGCAACCCAUAAUUUUAAGUAUAGUGAACUGAAUGAAAUGCAGUCACUAGUCUUCAGUCAGCACAAAGUCCAAACAACCAAGGCGUGUCUAACCCAUUAAAUUCCCUUGUUAGACAGAUUUGAAAGAUGAGUCAUUUCUAGAGGAAGCCAGUUUUAAAUCAGCCAAGUAUGCACUAUGAGGUGUUAUUCGUUCUUAUUUCUCGGUAGAAAUUGAAUUGAAGUGCUUCAUGGGUAGUUUAUUCCUCUGCAUGUAACCUUAAUGGAACUUUCUUAAAGAGAUAGUUCACCCAAAAAACAAAACAAAAAAAAUGCUCUUCGUAUUCACUCAUCCAAAAGAAGUCCCUACGGUGGCCGUGAAGUGCAAAACAAAACAACAAAUCUUUGAACACAACGGCAAAUCAAAAGACAAAAUAAAAAUUCAGAAACACAUCAGCAAAUCAUAAAACACAAGGGCAAAUACGAAAACAAAAGAGCAAAUCAGAAAACACAACAGCAAUUCAGUCGAAACGGAAAGGGUAGGGACCAAAGCAUCUCACCUGAUUGGCUGUGUGGAGAAUAUCUAGUCCUUUCUUCAGGAUUGGUUCUCUUAAUUCUAAAUGCUCAAUUAAUGUAAAUUGUGAGUGGUUUGUCACUCAGUGAAACAGUAAUGGGACACUUUAUAACACAGAGAGCAAAAACAGUGAGGUGUGUAAGGAACUGUCUACAUAUUCUGCAGAACACAAACAAAGAUUUUUAGAAGAAUAUCUAAUCUCUGUAGUGCCAUACAAUGCAAGUGAAUGGUGACUAGAACUUUGAAGCUCCAAAAAGCACAUAAAGAACCAUGUCUCAGCUGAGCGGUAAAGUCCAGACGGUGCUGGGUCUGAUAGAGCCUGAUCAACUGGGCCGCACCAUGACCCAUGAACAUCUUACAAUGACGUUUGAGUGCUGCCAUGUUCCCCCAGCACCGGGAGACGAAGGUGUUGCUGCAGCUCCCAUUGAGAUGAAGAACCUUCACUGGCUGCAGCAGAAUCCAUACAGCCACCGAGAGAACCUGCUGUUGAGUCAGGAGACCGAGGCAGUGAAGGAGGAGUUGCUGUGUUAUCGUAAAGCAGGGGGAGGAACCAUCGUGGAGAAUACCACCAUGGGCAUUUCUCGAAACCUACCCGUUCUGCGCCAGUUGGCCAAGGACACUGGAGUGCAUGUUAUAGCUGGAGCUGGCUACUAUGUGGAUGAGACACACUCUGAUGAAACGAGAAAGAUGACCAUUGAGAAGCUUACAGACAUCAUUGUCAGUGAGGUGCUUCAUGGAGCAGAUGGUACUGAUAUUCGCUGUGGCGUGAUUGGAGAGAUUGGUACUAGCUGGCCAAUCACAGAGAGCGAGAAGAAGGUGCUGCGAGCCACUGCUCAUGCUCAGACUGAACUCGGCUGUCCGGUCAUCAUCCACCCCGGUAGGAACAAUGCGGCUCCUGCAGAGGUCAUCCGUAUUCUACAAGAAGCUGGUGGAGAUAUCUCCAAAACAGUCAUGUCUCACCUUGACAGAAGCAUAUUUGAUCGUGGAGAGCUGCUGGAGUUUGCAAAGAUGGGAAGCUAUCUUGAGUAUGACCUCUUUGGUACAGAGAUGCUGAACUACACCUUCAACCUUGACGUUGACAUGCCCAGUGACAGCCAGAGAGUUCAGAUUUUGGGUUUCCUGAUCAAGGAAGGUUAUGAAGACAGACUCCUCAUUGCCCAUGAUAUCCACACCAAGAACCGCCUGACCAAGUAUGGCGGUCAUGGCUACUCCCACAUCCUAAAGAAUAUUGUCCCCAAAAUGCUGUCUCGCGGUGUCACUCAGAACCAGGUGGACAAAAUACUUAUUGAGAACCCUAAACACUGGCUGACAUUUAAAUAAAAGUUGCCUUAAAGAAUGAGUCACGUACUUUCCAAAAUCAACGUAACAAAGAUGAAUUUCUGAUUUUUACUGCUAGAAAAUUCAAAUACCUCAAAAAUACCUCCAGCUGAUUUUGGUGCUAUAUACCUUACUUUGCUGUAUGCUUAUCUAUGUAAGAUGACAUAAAAUGCUCAAUGAUCAGAGGCAGACUUAAUACUAAUGGUGCUAUACUUUAUUGCUUUUUUAACAAAGCCAGAUGUUGUAAAUCUCAAAGUUCUCUUACCACAAAAAAGUGGCAAAAAAGUAAAAGAGGGGUGAUGGGGGGGGUUGAUGACUUAAAGGGAUAGUUCACCCAAAAAUGAAAAUUCUCUCAUCAUUUAAUCACCCUCACCCUCAUGCCAUCUCAGAUGUGUAUGACUUUCUUUCUUUUGCACAACACAAAGAUUUUUAGAAGAAUAUUUCAGCUCUGUUGGUUCAUACAAUGCAAGUGAAUGGUGGGCAGAACUUUGAAGCUCCUAAAUGCACAUAAAGGUAGCAUACAAGUAAUCCAUGUGACUCCAGUGGUUUAAUCCAUGUCUUCUGAAGUGGUCCAAUCAGUUUUGGUUGAAAACAGAUCAAAAUGUAACUCAGUUUUCACUGUACAUCUUGUCAAUGCAGUCUUUAGGCACAAUCAUGAUUUCAAGCUCAAUUACACUUCCUAGUGCUUGACGCAGAGCGCUAGAUGGCACUAUAGGAAGUGUAAUCGAGCUUGAAAUCAUGAUCGGCAAGGAAGCUGUUGAUGUCAAGAUAUACAGUGACAAAUGAAUUUUAUUUUGGUCCAUUCUCACCCCAAACUGAUUGCUUCACUUCAGAAGACAUCAGAUUUAACCACUUGAGUUGGUGGUUGGAUGGAUUACUUUUGGAGCUUCAACGUUUUGACCACCAUUCACUUGCAUUGUAUGGACCUACACAGCUGCAAUAUUCUUCUAAAAAUCUGUGUUUGUGUUCUGCAGAAGAAAGAAUGUCAUACACAUCUGGCAUGGCAUGAGGGUGAGUAAAUGAUGAGUACAUUUUCAUUUAUGGGUGAACUAUUUCUUUAAUGAGGAAAACAUGCAAUUAAAUUUAUUAGUAGAUUUAGGGAAUCAGCUAUAUUAAUUGAAAAAGUUCAGUUGAAUAUUCAAUUACGGUUCUGUUGAGCACAAAAGAAGAAAUUAUACUAUUACACUGUCCUAACCAGGUGCAACACGAUAAAGCGACAAGUGAUAAAAGAUCUUUAAUGUUUCUGUCUUAACUAGCUGCAAUGAGCGACAGGACAUUUUGUUGAUCUUUUGGUUUCAGUUUCUGCCGCAUUGUGCUAGAUAAUUCUCUGGACCCACUAUGAAAUCUGUUUAACUAUUUCACAGCACAUCUAAUAAUGACGCUGUCAGUCGCUCUGUGUCUGAAACAGCAAGAUAAUGUUAAAAAAAACAUUAUGUUCCAAUCAUCCAGAACUUUAAAAAACAUAUACGAUGAUGGCAUGUCAAAACAUAAUAUCUAUCCCCCCCUCAUGUUUAUUGAUUAAUUCUUUCUCAUGGUUUCCAUCGCAAACCCUUUUUAAAUGUGUGGAUAUAUCUUUAAUAUGCAGUCAAUGCUAUAUAAAGUAGUAUGGUGGUAAAAAAUAGCAAAAUGUUAUAGCAAAAAAUUAUAAAUGGAUCACAAUACAUGAAUACAGAAUGCACGACUUCUAACCUGUAGUCACUGUAGUUUGCUUGUCCAGUUGAAGAUAUUUCAUUGAAAUGUCUUUGUGGAUUGCUGCAAUUGCACUUUUUAAGUUCAGUAACUUUCAGUUUUAUAGCAAAUGUACACACACAUGCAAAUCAAUAUAUUUUAUUACAGUUUCAGUUCUCUGAUGACUCUGCACAUACCUGCCAGUGAUACUUCUUUUUUAAAAUAAAAACAUUCAUAUAAAACUGUAUGGAACUGUGGCUUAAAUGUGACAUUUGUGAAUGUGAAAUUACAAAAGAGUGAUCAUCUAAACUAUGUUUCCAGGCUAAUGCCAUUUUCUCAGUGGCAUCCUCUUCAGAUCAGCCAUGUAUCAGUGUAAGUUAGGCACAUAUGGAAUGGAGAUGAUGUCAGAUGAUUUUCUGCUUUCACUGCCAGCUAAUCUCAAUAAAGAUAUUACUAAUCACAGAUAUUGGCAUGUUGUUAAAUCACAGUGAUUUUUCUAAAAACUAAUUUACAGGAUGUGUUCACAUGCUUCGAGUUGUAUGAUCAUUCAGGAGUUCCAAUUCUCAACAUUCUCUGCAUUCCUCACUCUCGAUCUGUUGUCUUAUCCUUCACUCAGACGUGGAUGUGAUGUCACAGGCUUGAGGCCUAAACGUUUUUGACCUCACUUUGAUUAUUUUGUAGGUGCAUCUGAAAAGCGCUGUCUAUAGCACAGGCAUUAAUCGGCGUAGACCAUGAAGCCUGAAAACGUGCUGUAUUUGUUGUUGUUUCCCCCGUGCGCUUUGCCCCCAUCUAGUUUAAUGUAGAUCUCAUCGCCAGGCUCCAGGUGUAAUAUCACGCUGUUGCUGGCGUAGUCA
Messenger RNA from Myxocyprinus asiaticus (Chinese sucker), 4464 nucleotides. It is a transcript of the gene pter, whose product is annotated as phosphotriesterase related. Gene Ontology annotation, molecular function: zinc ion binding. The record is from RefSeq and is a predicted model, not a curated record. The transcript is spliced from 5 exons. Lineage: Eukaryota; Metazoa; Chordata; Actinopteri; Cypriniformes; Catostomidae. Gene Ontology annotation, biological process: catabolic process. The coding region runs from base 896 to 1945 and encodes 349 amino acids.